Cadophora gregata is the source of this 573-nucleotide messenger RNA. RefSeq lists its product as uncharacterized. The coding region runs from base 1 to 573 and encodes 190 amino acids. The transcript is spliced from 3 exons. The record is from RefSeq and is a predicted model, not a curated record. Lineage: Eukaryota; Fungi; Ascomycota; Leotiomycetes; Helotiales; Ploettnerulaceae.
AUGGCAUCCUCUCACAGUACACCAAACACCUCUUCAAACUCAUCCCCCUCUCCUUACCAACAUCCUCAGCACCCGCAAAACCCAACCAAUCAACCAGGAAUGAACCACUCGAGCACAAGCUCUUCCUCUUCCCGUCCUCGAGCUGGUACACCGAGGAGUAUGAAAGCGGGGAAAGGGACGGGAUCGCGCAAUGAGCCACCUCCUUUUACGGCUAGUAUGCAGGAUGCGCAGGCGAGGAAUAAGGAUCCGUAUGAGAGUAGUGAGGAUAGUAGUGACGAUGGGGGACGGUGGGAUGCAUAUGGAAAUGAUUCCUAUGAGAAUGUUCAGAAACGUAGGAUGGCGGCCGUGAUUUUGGAUUCUCCUGAGCUAUUGAUGAUGCAUGCACAAGCUCGCAGCGAUAGUAUCGCGGCAACCCGGUACUACUUCACCAAAAUGCUUUGUGGCUUUCACGAUGAGAAUGACACCUAUCCUGUUGACGGGCAGGUUGCAGAUAAAGAAAAAGAGAAGAGAGAGAGAGAUAGAGAAAGGGAGAAGGCUAGGAGACAGGUCUCUGGACAAAGUUCGAGGAGAUGA